Blepharisma stoltei is the source of this 959-nucleotide messenger RNA. Lineage: Eukaryota; Ciliophora; Heterotrichea; Heterotrichida; Blepharismidae. The record is from the annotation of a GenBank genome assembly.
AUGGGUGAAAACAUCCCUAACUCGGGGGUGGACGAUAAUAUAAGCAAAUUGAAUUUACAAUUUCCUUUUGGACAGCCUCUUGCAGAAAACUCAUGAGAUAUAGGAAAUUCCCGAUUAUGGCGCUCAAUGCGCCAUCAUCGGGCAUCUACAGUAAAGGAUCCACACUAGAAACGGAUUCUACAUGUGGAGCCCUUUUUGACACGUGGAGAAUCCUCACUUUCACACGCCAAAAAGGGCUCCACACGUGGAACCCAUUUCCCGUGUCGACCCUGAGCUGUAGUUGCCCGAUGAUGGCGCAUUGAGCGCCAUCAUCGGACAACUUGUAUAUGCUUUUUAGCUCCAUUCAGCAGCGAACAAAUCAGUUCUAUCAGUUUUGAGAAUCAUCAAAACAAUUUAAGUCAUCAGCAGUAGAAAUAUCUGACUUGUUUCAGACAUUGAAUAAAAACUUGAAGUCUGUACGGUCUCCAAAACAGAAAAGAGCAUUGACCAAGAAAGAGUUUCUUAGGUACAUUACUGACCGGAAUCAAGACUUUAAAUACAAACUGUCAGCAAUUGGCUUUCCUAAAAUAAUUUGCAAGAAGAGAUUUUUUAACUUCAAUGUAAUUUUAUCAGAAUUAACUGAAGAAAUACUAUCCGAAAACUAUGAAGUCCCGUUAAUUGUUGAAGCAUGGACUGCAGAGCCCAAGCCUGCUCUGAUCAACCAUAACAAGGAAGGAGAAAAUUUCAUUCAAGGAACUAGCAAUUGCACACUAAAAUAUCAUUCCCGCAGGAAAAAGUUUUUGGCAUCCGUCAGAAUCGCAGUCACUGAGGUAACAUCACACUUUAUGAAUGGCUGAAUUUUUAUUCUGGUCAGAGAAGAUGCAGGGAGAGGAUCUCAUAAGAACAUUAGGCCGUUAGUUAUAAAAGAAGUCACAGUUAAAGCGAAGAAAUUCCAAGUUAAAGUUGAAGAAAGUGAUUAA